This is a messenger RNA of Sungouiella intermedia, 1872 nucleotides long. The record is from the annotation of a GenBank genome assembly. Lineage: Eukaryota; Fungi; Ascomycota; Pichiomycetes; Serinales; Metschnikowiaceae.
AUGGCUCCCUCGCUUGUUCCUAUUCAAGGAGUGGCGCGUUUUGGUAUCGCGGAAGACUCCAUCUACGCUAAUGGGAAUGGAUACUUGACUUCAGCAGUCAAUCUGGAACUACACGGUGCAGGGCACAUGGGUGUUGGUCCUUUGGACAGAAUCAUCAUGUCGUUGAAUUCGGGUAUCGAGUCUGAAAUCGAGUACGCACUCAGCACGCUUUCGUACUACUCGUGCAAUGAACCCAAACUUCUCAAUUUCUCGGUUUAUCCGUUGAUGGGAAACGAGCUAAUCAAGUACUUUGUUAAGCCUUACCACUUGAUAGCCGAGGGCAAGAGUCAGGAUGUUACUCUGAGCAUGAUGCUGUUGAGUGUUGAGUCGCUUUUGUCUCUCCGAAAUGCCGUGCAAGACCUUCCAAAUCAGCAGUGGCUUUGUCAGAUCAAGAGCUUUCGGAAAUACGCCGUAGAGGCGCUUAAAUUUUUGACUGGGUGGUUUUACUCUACUCUGAGCCCCAAGCUGUUCAACUUUUCGCAGUUCAACGAGUUGUUCCGCGAGUCUUUGAACCAUUUGUUGGACAUUUUGGAUCCACUCACGUGUUUCUACAUUGAUAAUGCCAAAAACGACCCGUUGUUCCAUCAGCUCCUCAUUUUGUUGUCGAAUACCUCCGACAAGUACGUUCUUAUUGUCACGCUCAAGUGCUUGUACCACUUGAUGUUUUUGGGCGGCGCCAACGCCCUUUCUCCUAAACAAAUUGAGGACGUUACGCCUGAAGCUAACAACUGUAUCGAUGCUGUUCAGCCCGAGCAUCUUCUGAUAAUUCUUCGCAACUUAUUCAUCAAUGAUGAUGAAAUCACCUUCCAUGUGUUGCUGUUUGUGAAACAGUACUUGUUUUCGGAAGCUUUGCAUCCUCAAUAUGCCUCUUCGGUAGCAUCUUCGCAGCUUCACAGAAUGCGGAAACUUAUCAACGCGUCCUCUUCUAAAGGAAACUUGCAUAUUUUGAUGAAGCAGCUCCCUGAGCUGAUUGUGGCCCGCUUGCCAUUGGUGGAUCCCUCCAAGGUGCAGCAAACGAUCCCGGUUCGUCUUGCGAGACGUUCUGCCUACAGUGGGGUGCCAUCCACAACGGCCAAGUUGCCCGAGAAGCUUUACAAAAUCAUCAUUGCCUUCCCUGAGCCGUUAAGAGCAACAACUUGGCUCCGGUGUUGUUAUGAGCCGUACACAGCUGUCGGCAAACCUGGUGAGGAUGCGAAAGACCUGACCGCAGGUGAGGUGACACAGAUUUCUCUUUGGAAAGCAUAUGAAAACCAGUUUGAGGCUAUUUGGAAAGACCGCUUGAACCCUGCGUGGCCCAAUUUGUUGCCUGCUGUCGACUUCAUCAAGAACGUCAGCUCUGCCUUCCCUAACUCCGAGGCGAUGGUGGUUAAUAUGCCAUCUUCAGACCCAUUACAGCCUGCUCGCAAAAAGUUUAUUAUCAAGGGAAUUCAGCCUCGUCAGUUCCCUGUUAGCAUUGAGCUUGGUAACUUUGAGGCAUUGAGGCGUAUUCCUGCAAGCUUGGAAGAGCUGGCAACCUCUCAGUCGGUGGGGGAGGUCGACGAAGUUGCUUUCGAUAAUGCCUUGACUACGUACAACUCAUCCAUUUUAAUUGCAUCCGAAGGCUUGACCGGUCCCGACGAUGUUAAUGCGCCAUGGUAUUCACCAAUCAACCUUUUGGCCAGAGACAUUUUGGGAAAGAUUGUGGAUGAUUUGCUUGAGCCUGACAUGGAUGGAGCUUUCAAGAAUAUCUUCCGCCAAUACAACAAGGACUGGUUGCCUGAUCUUGUCUACGCUAAUCCGGGGUUGGUGGAGCAGUCCUAUAUUGAGGGCCAAUGGUUACUGUACCUAUUAUAG